GGGAUUUAGAAAGAGGCUGCUUUCCUUACCAUUAGCCUCAGAACAUUACAGCUGAAUUCUGAAACAAGAAAUUGAAUUCCCAAAAUAAAAAGAUUGUUAACGGCAUGAUUCCUAAUUUGUAGGAACAUACAUAAACUGCAUAUUCUCUGUCGCUCACACAUAUCCCCUCACAUUCAUUGGUAACGUGUAAGCGGUGGCCAUAUACAUGAUUAAAAAUGGAGCAAAAUGUCUCGGGGUCGAACAUCACUGCCUGCAUUUCUUUUUCGUUGGUUUCUAAGUUUGAUUGAAUAGAGCGAGAAUUUACCGAGGCUGGGGGGAAUGGCGGCUAUGAGUAAGUCGCAGGGUAGUAAAAGGGUGGGUGUGUUGCUCGUGGCGGGAAGUGUUGCUGUGUUGGUCGGAGGGAAGCUGUGGAGCAUUAAAAUGAAAGCUCUGCAGGAUGAGCAGGAUGACCUGCGCAGUCAAGGACUUUUGACGCCGCUGAAAAGAAAACCUCCUUGUUCUCCUGUGGAGGCUAAAUCCAAGGUUGCAGUGAAUGCACUAUUUGCUAAACGACUCUGUGAGAUCUUACGUUUGUGUGUUCCACAUGUUUGGUCCAAGGAAUCUUUUCUCAUUUUUGUCCAAACAUGCUUCUUAUAUAGUCGUACAUUGCUUACAGAUAGGAUUGCCUCACUAGAAGGAAAAUCGGCACAAGCAAUCAUAUCAAAGAAUUGGUCCAAUUUCUUCAAAUAUUUAAUAGCAUUUGCCUUGACAUCUUUACCUGCUGCGGUAGUGAACAGUGGUUUAAAGGCUAUGCGGACUAUUAUCAGUCUUUCAUUACAGAAAGUUCUCACAGAGCAUCUGCACCAAGCUUACCUUACAAACCAUGUUUAUUAUGUGGCAUCUAAUUUAAGAGGGCUUUCAAAUCCAGAUCAGCGAAUUACAGAAGAUGUUGCAAAGUUCUGCUCAUCAAUAAGUGAGCUAUACUCGUACACCUUUAAGCCUGUAUUAGAUGUCAUACUCUUCAGCCGCUCUUUAGCAAAGACAAUUGGGUAUAAAGGACAGUUUGUACUGUAUGGUUACUUCCUUUUAUCUUCAAGCAUUUUGCGUGCCAUUAGUCCACCAUUAGCACUUCUCACAGCACAAGAAGCAGCUUUAUCUGGAAAUUUCAGAAAUGCACAUCAAAGAAUUGUUGCACAUGCUGAAGAGAUAGCAUUUAAUGAUCCUCCUGGAGGAGUUACAGAGUGCAAAAUUCUGAAUGACCAUUUGCAUAGAUUAAUUUGGCAUUCACAAUUGUUUGCGGUACAAAGAUUUCUCCAGCAGGUGGCGGAUGGUUAUGCUGUCAAGUAUUUGGCUUCAAUUAUUGGCCUUUGUGUUUUUGCUGCACCAUUCUAUUUUGUCAAGGAGUCUGAUUCCAAGUUAUCUACAGAGCAAUAUGUCCGUUCGAUUCGUCUUUUGAUGAAUACAUCCAAUGCAAUUGGUCAAUUGGUACUCAUUUACAAAAGAGUUACUACCCUUGCUGGACAUACUUCGCGUGUUUCAGAACUUCUAGAAUCUGUUAAAAUGCUAAGUGCAACAGGAGGAAAGCUAAAAGCAAAUAUUACAUCAAAGCCAAUUGAAAAUGAUCCAUUCUUUCAAGCUUCCAAUGACAUAUUGCCACGGCUUCCAUAUAUCGUGUGGGAUGAAAUAAUCAAAUUCGAUAACGUAACUGUCUAUGCACCAGAUGGGACUCUAUUAGUUCGUGAACUUAGCUUUGAGGUACUACCUAGGAAUUCUGUCAUCAUUAUGGGACCAAAUGGCAGUGGAAAGUCUUCACUUUUACGUGUACUAGCAGAAUUGUGGCCUCUCCACAGUGGAACAAUCAGCAAACCACCUAUGGGGAAAAUCUUCUAUCUUUCCCAAAGGCCUUAUGUAGUGCGUGGAACUUUGAGGGACCAAGUUUGUUACCCAGAUUUACAACAGGAUUCAUUGAAACUUGCGACUCGGGUACAAACAAAUUUUGCUUCUCCUUCAACACCAAUGCAGCAAUAUUAUAUUGAUGAUAAUCGAGUGAUGGAGGCUUUAGAAGCCACAGAAAUUGGGUAUCUACUUGAUCGAGGAGAUGGUCUUGACCAAAUUCAGAACUGGGAAGAGACCUUGUCAGGAGGAGAAAGGCAAAGACUUGCCAUUUCAAGACUUCUGUACCAUUGCCCAAAGUUUGCAGUUUUGGAUGAAUGUACAUCAGCAGUUAGUAUGGAUGGGGAGGAAAAACUCUACAAAAGAAUUCAUGAGAGUGGCAUCACAAUGCUAUCCAUUGCUCAUCGUCCAGCUGUGAAGAAGUUUCACUCUGUUGGUUUAUAUCUUGAUGGAAGCCAACAUGGAUUUGGGUGGCGAUUAGAGAAGCUUGAUCUAGAAUCUUAGUUCAUGAGUUUUAUGUGAAGCUCACAAGAAAAGCAUCCUUUGUUGGUAUGGAUUGUAAGGUGCAGGCAUUUUUCAUUCACUUAAUUCAUUGUAUAUAAAGUAGAUAAUUUUGCUUAGCAGCUUUUACUUUCAAGAGGAAGAUGAAGCAACAUACAUCAGAGUGGCAAAGCCUUUCAGAAGAAAAUUCUGAUUCUCACUUUCAUUUGCCUUUUUAUAGUUAAAGGAAAUCCAAACAGUAUUUGCUCCAAAAUAAAUUUUGAUAUUUUACUGACAUUUGAAUUAUUUCUAGUUUGAGUAAAUAAAAAAUGUGAAAGAAGGAAAAAAUUGUUGGUUAUUUUUA
This is a messenger RNA of Cryptomeria japonica (Japanese cedar), 2716 nucleotides long. RefSeq lists its product as uncharacterized. Lineage: Eukaryota; Viridiplantae; Streptophyta; Pinopsida; Cupressales; Cupressaceae. Gene Ontology annotation, biological process: peroxisome organization; very long-chain fatty acid catabolic process; long-chain fatty acid import into peroxisome. The transcript is spliced from 18 exons. Gene Ontology annotation, cellular component: peroxisomal membrane. The coding region runs from base 319 to 2376 and encodes 685 amino acids. Gene Ontology annotation, molecular function: ABC-type transporter activity; ATP binding; long-chain fatty acid transmembrane transporter activity. The record is from RefSeq and is a predicted model, not a curated record.